Pelmatolapia mariae (spotted tilapia) is the source of this 5867-nucleotide messenger RNA. Its product is annotated as protein NLRC3-like. The record is from RefSeq and is a predicted model, not a curated record. Gene Ontology annotation, molecular function: protein binding. The transcript has 12 exons. Gene Ontology annotation, biological process: intracellular signal transduction. Bases 180 to 3710 code for a protein of 1176 amino acids. NCBI's taxonomy places the organism in Eukaryota, Metazoa, Chordata, Actinopteri, Cichliformes, Cichlidae.
CGCUGUGAUUGGUCAGAGUGUUUGUGGCUGUGGGAUUGUGGACCCUCUGUCCCACAAGCCCCUCCCUGGUUUUUCCCUUCCCGAAGUUUUUCUCUCCUGAACUUUGACGCUGAUCGUCUCCGUGUGAAGCUCUGUGUGAAGGUGAAGGUAGAAAGUGUGUGUGAGCUAUAGUGAGCAGCAUGGGUGGCAGUGAGAGCAAACAGGAGGGAGUCCCUCCCUCUAAAAGCACUCUGUGUGGGGAACAUGAGAGCCAGACCAAAGCUCAGAGGAACCCACCUGGACCUCCACCCAGCUCUGUGUCCUUAAGGAGUGACCGGUCUAAUGAUCGCUGGAUUGAUUUUAAAGUCCAGCCUGUGUCUGCUGCAGAGAGACUGACUGAAGUCCACAAGAAGAUGAUGAUGGAGGAAGAGGAGGACAGAGCAGAGUCUGCAGGGUCCAGCUGUUCGUCUGUGAGGAGUGACUGGUCCAAACAUGAAAAUCCACACUUCAGUGGUGAACCUGGACCAACGAGACAGUGCAUCUGCUCAUACUGGGACCAGUCUGCUUCAUCAGGAGACUCCUCCUGUCCCCAGUGUGGAGAAAGAUCCAGAAGCAGAGCUGGACUGCAGACAGCCAGUCAGAGCAGCUGUGUACAAAAUGUUGGUCUGCAGGAGGUUUUAGAUGAACAUAAGAUCAGUCUGAGGAGGAGAUGUGAACGUGUGACUGAAGGAAGUGAUGAAACAGGAAGUAGAGCCCUCCUUAACAGGAUCUACACUGAGCUCUACAUCACAGAGGGACAGAGUGAAGAGGUUCAUACCCAACAUGAGGUGAGGCAGCUGGAGACAGCUUCCAAGAUGGACGCCCUCCAUGACGCUCCAAUCAGGUGCCAGGACAUCUUUAAAGCCUUACCUGACCAACAGAGACCCAUCAGAGUGGUUCUGACCAACGGCGUGGCUGGUGUUGGAAAAACCUUCUCAGUGCAGAAGUUCACUCUGGACUGGGCAGAGGGCUUGGAGAACCAACAUGUCAGUGUGGUGGUUCUGCUUUCAUUCAGGGAGCUGAACCUGAUCAGAGAUGAGCAGUACAGUCUUCUGGAGCUGCUCCAUGUUUUCCAUCCAACAUUACAGAAGGUCACAGCAGAGAAGCUGGCUGUCUCUCAGCUUUUGUUCAUCUUUGACGGCCUGGAUGAAAGCAGACUUUCAUUGGAUUUCACCAACAGGAAGCUGCUGUCUGAUGUCACACAGAAGUCAUCAGUCAGCCAGCUGCUGACAAACCUCAUCCAGGGGAAUCUGCUUCCCUCGGCUCUCGUCUGGAUAACUUCCCGACCUGCAGCAGCCAAUCAGAUCCCUCCUACAUGUGUCGACAGGCUAACAGAAGUACGAGGCUUCACUGACGCCCAGAAGGAGGAGUACUUCAGGAGGAGAUUCAGUGAUGAAGAGCUGUCCAGCAGAAUCAUCUCCCACAUGAAGACAUCCAGGAGCCUCCACAUCAUGUGUAGUAUCCCAGUCUUCUGCUGGAUCACUGCUACAGUUCUGGAGCACAUGUUGACUACAGAGCAGAGAGGAGAGCUGCCCAAGACCCUGACUGACAUGUACUCACACUUCCUGCUGGUUCAGACAAAGAGGAAGAAGAACAAGUACCAUGAGGGACAUGAGACGAGUCCACGGGAGCUGACGGAGGCUGACAGGGAAGUUCUUCUGAAGCUGGGGAGGCUGGCGUUUGAACAUCUGGAGAAAGGAAACAUCAUGUUCUACCAAGAAGACCUGGAGCAGUGUGGUCUGGAUGUGACAGAGGCCUCGGUGUACUCAGGAGUUUGUACAGAGAUCUUCAAAAGAGAGUGUGUGAUCUUCCAGAAACCAGUCUACUGCUUUGUUCAUCUGAGCAUUCAGGAGUUUCUGGCUGCAGUCUACAUGUUCCACUGUUUCACCAACUGGAAGGAAGAGGUGCUGAAGGACUUCCUGGGGAACGAUUAUAAUGAGUCAUCUUUGGAUGUUUUCCUGAGCAGAGUCAUGUAUAAAUCCCUCCUGAGUGAAAAUGGCCACCUGGACCUGUUUGUUCGCUUCCUUCAUGGCCUCUGUCUGCAGUCCAACCAGAGACUCUUAGUAGGUCUGCUGGGUCAGACAGAGAUCGGUCCAGGAACCAUCUGGAGAGUCACCAAGUACCUGAAGAAGAUGAACAGUUAUGAAAUCUCUCCUGACAGAAGCAUCAACAUCUUCCACUGUCUGAUGGAGAUGAACGACCUCUCAGUACAUCAGGAGAUCCAAGAGUUCCUGAAGUCAGAGAACAGAUCAGAGGAACUCUCUGAGAUCCACUGCUCAGCUCUGGCCUUCAUGCUGCAGAUGUCAGAGGAGGUUCUGGAUGAGUUGGACCUGCUGAAGUACAAAACAUCAAAGCGGGGACGACAGAGACUGAUUCCAGCUGUGAGGAACUGCAGAAAGGCUCGACUGACUCACUGUGGACUCUCAGAGACUCACUGUGAAGUUGUGGCCUCAGCUCUGAAGUCCAACCCCUCCCAUCUGACAGAGCUGGACAUGAGUGGAAACAAGCUGCAGGAUUCAGCAGUGAAGCUUCUGUGUGCUGGACUGGAGAGUCCAAACUGUCGACUGGAGACUCUGAGAUUGGUGAGCUGUGGUUUGUCUGAGUUCAGCUGUGAUUAUCUGGCAGCAGUGCUGAAGUCCAACCCCUCGUAUCCCAGAUUGCUGGACCUGAGUGGAAACUACAACAACCUGCAGGACUCAGGAGUGAAGCAGCUGUGUGUUCUUCUGGAGAAUUCAAGAUGUCGAUUUGAAACUCUGAGACUGAGUCACUGUGACCUGUCAGAGAGAAGCUGUGAAGCUCUGGCCUCAGGUCUCAGCUCUCAGACCUCUAAUCUGAUAGAGCUGGACCUGAGUAACAUUAACCUGAAGGAUUCAGGCGUGAAGCUUCUGUCUGAAGGACUGAAGAGUCCACACUGGAAACUGGAAACUCUCAGCCUGUCAGGCUGUCGGAUCACAGAGGAAGGCUGUACUUCUCUGGCAUCAGCUCUGAGCUCCAACCCCUCCCAUCUGAGAGAGCUGGACCUGAGCUACAAUCAUCCAGGAGACUCAGGAAUGAAGCUGCUGUCGGCUGGACUGAAGGAUCCAGGCUGGAGACUGGACACUCUCAGGGCGGAGCCUGCUGGAGUCCGAUGGUUGAGACCAGGUCUGAGGAAGUAUUCCUGUCAACUCACAAUCGACACAAACACAGUGAACACAAACCUCCAACUGUCUGACAACAACAGGAAGGUGACACAUGUGGAGGAGGUUCAGUCAUAUCCUGAUCAUCCAGACAGAUUUGAUGUUUGUCCUCAGCUGCUGUGUAGAAAUGGUCUGACUGGUCGCUGUUACUGGGAGGUCGAGUGGAGAGGAGACGUUUAUAUAUCAGUGAGUUACAGAAGCAUCAGAAGGAAAGGAGACAGUAAAGACUGUGUGUUUGGACGCAAUGAUCAGUCCUGGAGUCUGGAGUGCUCUGAUGAUGGUUACUGUGCUAUCCACAAUAACAGCUACACACCCAUCUCCUCCUCCUCCUCCUCCUCCUCCUCUGUCUCUAACAGAGCAGCAGUGUAUGUGGACUGUCCUGCUGGCACUCUGUCCUUCUACAGAGUCUCCUCUGACACUCUGAUCCACCUCCACACCUUCAACACCACAUUCACUCAAACUCUUUAUCCUGGGUUUAGUCUCUGGUCUCCUGGUGCCUCAGUGUCCCUGUGCUGAGUGUAAAGAGUGUCUCCUGUUAGAGAAACACUCUGACUGUUGAACAGUUCAGUCUGUACAUGUCUGUCUCUUUCACUCACAAACACGUUUUCAGAUUCAUGGAUUCAAUCAGUUGAUGUUUGAAACUCUUCUAAAUGAUUCCUUGUAAACUUCUUCCUCUUCAGUCACAAACAAACAGGAAGUGAUGUCACAUGUGUUCCUGUCCACACAGCAGAAUGAGUCUAUUGCUGACAGUGAUGUACAAACAGAGUGAGCAUUUCUGAGGCCCAAAAUAAACUGAGUAGUUCACUGAAUGAACACUGUGAGCUCAGUUCCUUCAUCAUUAGUAUGGAUUAUAUAUGUAUAUGUAUCAUAUUAGUAUCAUAUAUAUCAGGUGCUGCUGGUUUCAGUCAUUGUGCAAAUGUGCUGUUUGUAAGGUUGUAAAGCUGCAGUCAGCUGAGACUGAAGAAGUCACCUGAUCAGUGAGCAAACGUGAAAACGUCCAGAUGGACAGAAUCAACCUUUUGGGAUCAGCCAGCAAUGCAGCAUCAUUGUUGUUCAGGUUCAGAGGUUUGCAGGAAUGAACUGAUGACCAGAAACAGCUGCAGAGUCCAAUAAAAUACCAGCUGGAGUUCAGCUGCAUUUGAAGAAGUCAAAGAAAAGUAAGGAUGGCAAAGGGCGAUGUUUUCUUCCAAAGAACUGAAAACAUGGUCGACGCCUCAUUAGAAGAAUCAUCUGGACAUUUGUGAGGAACUCUAACCAAGAAAGCAACACAAGAAAGCAACGUCACACAGAUCCAACAGACAGUUUCCAUGACUGCAAGUGUUCAGUGUAAAAAUGCUACAUUGCAUUAUUGCAUCCUCUCACCACAGGAGGCGCUGUUGGCACCACUGAUUGCUGAUCAGCUGUUCUCUGAUGAUCUGAUUGAUCCUGUGAAUAACGGGACUCACUGAACUCUGUGACACAGUGAAGAUUACAGAGUUUAACAUCUGACUGACGUCACACAGACAGAAGGAUGAACCAGUGAGGCACAGAACACAGUUACUGGAGAUACUGGAUCAGCUCCAUGUGAACCUCUGAUGGAGAAGCUGCUGACCCAGAGAAACAUCAGGACAUGACAGGCAGCUGCACUGAUCUAACAACAUGAGCUGAUCUAUGUUAGAGGAUCUAUGACAGCAGCUGAAAGUCCAACACUGGAUACCAGCUGAGCCUGUGCUGAGUGUUACAGGAAAAGAAACACUGACACUGGGAGACACAGUGAUGCUGACUGGGGCACAGAGCUGAAUGAUGCAGCAAUAACACAGAGAGACACACAACCACUCACAGUUAACCUGACCCCACUAACUGCAUGUGUUUGGACUGUGGGAGGAAGCCGGAGUACCGGAGAGGACGCACACAAACACGGGAGAACAUGAAGCACUGAAACAAAGAUGGUGGAUUUGACCUCAGGAUCAGGCGCGUCAUUUCCAGGGGGGUUACGGGGGUCAUGACCCCCCAAUAAUCAGAUCCAGCCAAUAUAAUUUCAUCAUUCCAGUUUAUAAAAUUAUGAAUUAUCUUGAUUUUAUUUGAUCUUUUCAUUUAUUAUUAGCAAAAUAUUUCCAUGUUUAAUCAUCUAGUAAUGUAACCCCGCCUCCUUCGCUGCAUACUUGGUAUUACCCAACCAGCUUUCUCUACCAAACCUUCACUGUUUGCUGUGUGUUUGUUAGCGCAGUCGCUGGUGCCAGAGACUGCCAGUGACUUCAGUCUGAGGGUUUGAAGUUUCCAUGUCUGUGUGAUGUGUGGUGUGAAGGCUGCUGGUUAAACUGGGACUCACUGUUUAAAGCACUGAGUGCUCAUAGAGAGAUGCUCCAUGAGUCCCAGUACAGACUACAAACAUGGUGGAAACUUAGCUUUGAUAUCCACACACUCUGCACGUCUGUGAGUAACUGUGAUGAAGAUGUGCAGAGAUCUGUGUACAAACAGGAGAAAGACUGUAAAGACUCUGUGCUUCUAACAGCCUCUGUUAACAUAUGUGAGGCUGUUUGUUGUUGUUGCCAUGGAGCUUUUCACUGUUUGGGUCAGCAGGUCAUGUGAUCAGGUUUGUUCUGCUGGACGAUGGUUCAGUGUCAGGGUUUGUUUGCCUUCAUCAAUAAAUAUCUAAAUAAAUCAAAGACUCCAUGUUUGUUCUUUCAUCAUGUG